AUGAGCAAGCGGCGGACCUUUAUUUGCCUCUUCGUCUCCGUGUACACGCUCCUCCUCUUCCUCUCAUGGAAUUUCCUCCAAUCCGUCCUCUCCUGGUACGAGUCCUCCUCCUCCUCCUCCUCAUCGGCAUGGGCGGACACACGGGCGCCGCUCUACGCCUCGGCCCUGCUCGGGGCUGCUUUCGGUGUCCUAUCGAUGGUGGCGGCGCUCGCGGUGGCAGUGCCGGCUACGCUGGUGAUGUGGAUAACCGUGCUGGUGCUGCUAGCCUUCUGCGGCAAAUCGAGGAAGACGCUGGAGGCGGAGGGCAAGAAAUUGACGGCGGAGAUCAUCGGCUUUGUGGUUAAGGUGCUGAUCAAGGAAGGGAAUCUCGUCGCCACUGUUUAUGCUGUGCUUGGAUAUUUUGCACACUAG
Salvia splendens (bonfire salvia) is the source of this 411-nucleotide messenger RNA. RefSeq lists its product as uncharacterized. Bases 1 to 411 code for a protein of 136 amino acids. Lineage: Eukaryota; Viridiplantae; Streptophyta; Magnoliopsida; Lamiales; Lamiaceae. The record is from RefSeq and is a predicted model, not a curated record. The transcript is spliced from 2 exons.